This is a messenger RNA of Portunus trituberculatus (swimming crab), 2557 nucleotides long. RefSeq lists its product as uncharacterized. Bases 133 to 1515 code for a protein of 460 amino acids. The record is from RefSeq and is a predicted model, not a curated record. NCBI's taxonomy places the organism in Eukaryota, Metazoa, Arthropoda, Malacostraca, Decapoda, Portunidae. The transcript is spliced from 3 exons.
AUUGGGAGCAGUGUGAGCCAUCAAAGGGAGACCCAUUGCAGUCGCACGUCAGAGACCAUCGCGAGAGAGUGUGUCGGUUUCAGCAGCAGCAGCAGCAAAUCGUGCAAAGUUGUCAGGCAGCAGCGCAGCACCAUGGCGAUGGAUUCAUCCUUCACAUGGCUCCGGCCAGCUACUGAAAUGGAGGAACUAAUGGACUGUGCUAACAAGAAAGGACUUUUCGUCACCGUGUAUGGGCUGACACUUCGUUCCAACGUGCCUCUCACCGACAGUCACAUCGAGGAGGCGCUUCAUCACACCUUCAGGAAAGUGCCCAGUCUGAGGACGUGCUUCAGGAAGCGUGGAGAAACCCUGUGGAUGUGUAGCAUGAACCACGAGCAACUUGAUUUUCAGGUACUAGACACACGGGAGGUGGUUCCUGCCUUGGAAGCGUUACUUCACUAUCGUUUCCCGACCACCGAGGGUCCCUUGUGGUGUGCCCGCCUUCUUCAUUCCGGAGACCUUGGCCAUUGUUCCCGGCAUGAUCUAGCAACUACCUUCCCCCACAGCCGCACACUACUGCUGGCCAACCAUCACGGCAUCGCUGACGGCACAACAAACAUGUUUGUGACUGACUCAUUCCUCCGCAUACUGGACGACGUGCUUGCCGGCAAACCAGUCGACGAUACAGUACAGUUUGGUAAAGUGGUUGCCGGGGAAGAGACCAAAGCUUUACUGGCGGCGAAAAUGGAAGAACUGACGAAGGACAAAGACAGUUUUAAGCAGCUUCAAAAUGAUCUUAAAAAUGCAGCUCAAGCUGAAAAGCUUAUUCCACAAGCUUAUCCUAUGCCCAGAGAUCCCAAUUACAAGUGCCAGAUAGUUCUGCGGGAUCUGGACAAAGAAAGCACCAUGUGCUUCAUCAAAAAGUGCAAGCAGGAGGGAGUCACUGUGAACAGUGGGCUGGCGUCGGUGUUCAACGUGAGUCUCGUCGAUUUCGUGCGGGAAGGAGGUCUACAGCAAGACUUUUACCGUAUCCGUGAAUUGCAUACCGUUAGCCUGAGACGCAACUGGUCAGGAGACACUUCGGGCACCUUAGGUGUUCACAUGAUGCCAUUCGAGAACAAAAUUUCGACACCAGCCAGGUGGCAGAACAAUUUUUGGGAGUACGCCAGAGACAUGCAUAAAUCCCUCACUCAAGCCAUUCAAAGAAACAACGCAUUCUUGUACGUGUUGUUAUCGUCAGAUGAAGGCAGUAUGGACGAUCACUUCAAAGAGCGGCCCAUGCCAGAGUGUGACUACGGCUCAGCCAACAUGGGGAAUGUAGACCGUCUCAUCCCGACAGAGGGUCAACACGUGCGGCUGGCGCAUCUUCUCAGGGUCACCUCAUGCUGGAACGAUCCCAUGUACUACAUGUUCCACACUUUACGUGGCUGUUUCAUGUACAGCUUAACCUACGCCAGUGACGUUCUCUCGCGGGAAAACGCUCAGAGAUUGGUUGACAAAACCUUUGACAACCUGAAGGCUGUGACGCAGAUGUAAGCAAAACAAGAAAUAAAUGGCUUGAGACAAUGUUGGCCAGAUGUAAGCAUUACAAUUAUUGUAAUGACUAAAAGGCAACAGAGCAUCAAACUUCACCAUCGUUAAAAUAAUAAUAAAAUAACAAUAAAAUAAAACCAAAAAAAAAAAUAUAUAUAUAUAUGUAACAAGUUCAAAUUUCUUUCCUUGUCACUGUUUGUAGUGACUUUCUUUAGCACCAUAGUGGUUGUUUUCUAUACAAGAAUAAAAUAAUUGUUUUUUUUAGCUUUCAUUUGGUGUGGAUGCCUUAUUUGUUUGUUCACUUCAUUUUCGCUUUGGAAACAAUUGCUCCUUAACUCCUUCAGUACUGGAACACAUUUUUACUUUGAAAUUUGUAUACAAUUAGACCAUUUUAUUGACAUUAGGAACUGUCUAUGGAGGUCAGAAGAUUAAUGGCCACAAUCUAAACUAUUCUAAUCCCACACAUGAGUUUCUGAAGCUGUGUAAAAUCACCAAAUAGUAAGCUAAAUGUAUAUGGAAACGAGUCAUGGUACUGAAGGGGUUAAAAUGAUUGGCUUUGGUAGAGUGCAACAGGGUGCAGCCAACACUCGCUUUUCUUUGCAGAGGAAACCAGAAUUUCUGCAGUGACUAUUCCCAGCCAUUAUCCAUUCCUAGCCUGGUUAGCAUGAAUAUAACAAUAAUGACAAAUAUCGAAAUAAAGUGAUACAUUAGGCGUGUACGUGGGCGCCCCUGUUCAUAGUGGUGAGAACAUAAGUUUAGGAAAAACAAGUGGUUUAAAAAGAAGCAAGUGUGAUUUUUCUUUUGCCUGGUAUCAUUUAUCUGAUUUUGUCUUGUUUGUUUGAGGGUUGUGUGUAUUUUCGUGUCACUGGAUAACUUGAACAUUUAUUGGGUAUUUGCAGUUACUAAAAAUUUGUGCUGUAUGCCAAUAAAUGUUGACAUACAGUUUUACUUGUGUGCAACAUGUCAACUUACAUCCAUCGGGUGUUUUCUCAAGGCAAAUAUAAUAUACUGUAGGAGCUUUGGAGUAAUAAACACACUUGGAGAA